AACCGGCAUGGGGUUUGUUUUAAUGUUGAGAGGUUGAGAGUUUUGCUAACUGUAAAUUAGGAGUUGUUUUAGUUGAUAAAGUAAGUUUUGUUUGGAAAGGCUAAAGCCUUGCAAAAUUGCAAACUGCUGAAGUAGAAAUCUCCGACUGGAUUACUUCACUAUGAAGACAUGGGUUCAUUUUUAUUUGCUUUACUGAAAGGAAAACCUUGUUCAGACAGGAGGUAAGAUGACAACAAAGUGAUGUUAAUGUGUGAUGACUGAUUGCAGCAUUCAAGGCGGCUAAUUGUGGGUCAUGCAUGCUGCCGGGCCUCUAGCCUGCGCUUUGUACACUCCCAGCCCUUGAGCCAGUGUCAUCCAGUAGGUAGAGGCUCUUCCUCCCUCUAGCCACCGUUUCUCCCCCCUGCCCCCAUCAGCCCCAGAGUUCCCUAUGUUAACCCUCUUGAGCAUGUUUUACUACAUAUGUCUGCGGCGACGCUCCAGGAGUGGGACUCGAGGCGAGGCUCUGACCAGUCGGCGGGCCGUGGAGUCCGGCCAGCGGGCAGUGUUGCCGGUCAGUGUGGAGGUGGAGCAGUAUGCCAAGGAGGUUCUGGACUUCAGCUCACACUAUGGCAGUGAGAAUAGCAUGUCCUACACUAUGUGGAACCUGGCGGGGGUACCCAACGUCUACCCCAGCUCUGGGGACUUCACUCAGACGGCUGUAUUCAGAGCUUAUGGGACGUGGUGGGAACAAUGUGCCAGUGCUCCGCCACCUUUCCGCCGCACCCCUAAAGGCUUCAAAAGCCAGGAUUAUAUUGAACUGGGCUUCGAGGAGCCGGUCUACCCUACGGCAGUGGAUGUGCUUGAGACUUAUUACCCUGGAGCCAUCGUCCAGAUUCAGGCCUGCUCUCACAACCCCUUCUCCCAGAACCCACCUACUGAUGUCAGGUGGGAGGUGCUGUGGUCAGGGGAGCCCACCAAGGUGCUGACACCCCAGGCACGUCAGUUUUCCCCUAACAUCAAGCAUAUCAACUUCCCCACCAACCUGCUGCGUCUGGAGGUCAACAGCUCUCUGCAGGACUACUACACCGAGCUGGACGCUGUAAUCCUGCGUGGGGUAAAAGAGAGGCCCAUGCUGGCCCUCUAUAAGAUGCCCAUCAUCGACAUUAAUGACCUGAGUGACAGCGAGGAGGAGCUGUCUGAUUUGGGAGGUUCAUACAGACAAGGAGGAGACGGCAAGCACCAGAGGACAGGCAACGGCUACUUUGACAAACUGCCCUAUGAGCUCAUCCAGCUGAUACUGAGCCACCUGACCCUGCCAGACCUCUGCCGUCUGGCCCAGAGCUGUAAGCUGCUGCACCAGCACUGCUGCGACCCGCUGCAGUACACCCAGCUGAGUCUGCAGCCCUACUGGGGCCGGCUGAGUGACGCCUCCUUGGGACACCUGCAGAGCCGCUGCACCCUCCUCCAGAGGCUCAACCUGUCCUGGACCGGCAACCGCGGAGCUCUCAGCCUGGCCGGCUUCAGCAGCUUCAUGAAGGCCUGUGGUCUCAGCCUGGCCUGCCUGGAGCUGUCGUGCUGCCACUUCCUGAAUGAGUCCUGUCUGGAGGUCAUCUCUCAGACUUGUCCUGGGCUGCAGGAGCUCAACCUGUCCUCCUGCGACCGCCUCCACCCGCAGGCCUUCGCACACAUCUCCAAACUUACACGCCUCCGCAGGCUGGUGCUCUACCGCACCAAGAUAGAGCAAACAGCUAUUCUGAGCAUCCUGACUUUCUGCAUAGAGCUGAGACACCUCAACCUAGGGAGCUGUGUGAGGAUUGAUGACUAUGAUGUCGUGGCCAGUAUGCUGGCUGCUCGCUGUCGCUCACUCUGCUCGCUGGACCUGUGGCGCUGCAGGAACCUGACCGAUCGAGGCCUGGCUGAGCUCGUCUCUGGCUGCAGGAUGCUGGAGGAGUUGGACCUGGGCUGGUGUCCCACACUGCAGAGCAGCACCGGAUGUUUCCAGCACCUCGCCCGCUGCCUGCCUCGCUUGCGCAAACUCUUCCUCACCGCCAACCGCACUGUCUGCGACUCGGACGUAGAGGAGCUGGCAGCCAACUGCCUCUCACUGCAGCACCUCGACAUACUGGGUACGCGGUUGGUGAGUGCUGCCUCACUGAAGAAACUACUCCAGGCUUGUCCGCGACUUCUCCUCCUGGACGUCUCCUUCUGUUCGCAGAUAGACAUGCGUGUCGUCCAAGAGCUCACCGGCGUCUUCCCCAAGGUGGCCAUCAAGAAGAGCUUCACUCAGUGACCACGGCGUCGUCUCAUUUCCCACAGUCCAAAGGAAGUAAGAGGAGGGAAGUGCUUGCCAGCAGACACUGCCCCGAAGUGAAUAAGCGGCAGGUCAGAUGCUGAAGGAGAUUGCUGACGGUCUUAUUGACCAAAGCAGUUGUAAUGGGUGAGGAGGUUCUUUGGAUUAACUGGCUGAACACAAACAACUACAGACUCCUAGUCACAGGGUCAUAGAAGGUGAGACUUUUUACUUUAUUUUUUUUUUGUCUGGACACUUGAAAUCAGGGUCGUUGCGGUAAAGCUGCUACAUCUUCCCAGAAUCUGAAUCACCACUUAUGUAUUGCCAAGCAACACAAGGCUAGGAAAUAUGCCACUGGAUGCAAAACAAAAACAUUUUGUGAGCAAUCCUCCCUUGAACAUCUUGUUCGGACAACGGAAAGGGACAAAAAAAAGGUGUGAACCUUUAUUGGAAACAGCUGGAAAAUCUGCAGUAGGAUGUGGGAGUCCCAUAUUUAUGUCAUCUGGUAACGUAAUUAAAGAUCAGGGCCUUGGUCAGUGCCUUGUCAGAAUGUGCAGCGAUCAUGCCGGCUGUUUUAAUGCAUCAUUCUGAAGGCAUCUGUCAACAUUACGCCAGUUUGAUUUAACGAUAAGAAAUCAUACCCGAUGCUGUUGUGUUCAAAGGUAUCAGGAGCUUUAAAGGUGAAAACACAGAAGUGGACGCAGCCUUAUUUCACACAGUGUACUGUGUGGAUUGUGUCAACUCAAACCUUAAUGCAAGUAUCACAAAGUAUUUGUUGCUACAAACCGACUGCAGAAUCACACGAUAGGCUCUCGUGUUGAAAAGAAACACACCAUCCAACUGUCCUUGCACCUGAGAUUUCAUCAGAAACGUAUGUGAGAACAUGUGAAAAUGCAUUUGUUUUAAUUUACACAUGUGCUAUAAAUGACAUCAAGUCAAAAAAAACACCUGAGGCAUCAAAUCAGCAACAGACAGACUGACUCGUUUGAAAAG
Molecule: messenger RNA, 3262 nt
Organism: Sebastes umbrosus (honeycomb rockfish)
Lineage: Eukaryota; Metazoa; Chordata; Actinopteri; Perciformes; Sebastidae
Gene: fbxl4
Product: F-box and leucine-rich repeat protein 4
Exons: 9
Coding region: 428-2269 (613 amino acids)
Biological process (GO): SCF-dependent proteasomal ubiquitin-dependent protein catabolic process
Cellular component (GO): SCF ubiquitin ligase complex
Molecular function (GO): protein binding
Source: RefSeq, a predicted model, not a curated record